Molecule: messenger RNA, 1035 nt
Organism: Hemisphaericaspora subhashii
Lineage: Eukaryota; Fungi; Ascomycota; Pichiomycetes; Serinales; Debaryomycetaceae
Gene: NTG1
Product: bifunctional N-glycosylase/AP lyase
Exons: 1
Coding region: 1-1035 (344 amino acids)
Biological process (GO): base-excision repair; nucleotide-excision repair; base-excision repair, AP site formation
Cellular component (GO): nucleus
Molecular function (GO): DNA-(apurinic or apyrimidinic site) endonuclease activity; oxidized pyrimidine nucleobase lesion DNA N-glycosylase activity; DNA binding
Source: RefSeq, a predicted model, not a curated record
AUGACUUCAUUAAAAUCAACAACAAAGCGUAGUUUGAAGGUCGUGAAUAAGACAAUCACUUCUCAACAACAGCGGAAGAAGAUAAAAACCGAACCUGCUGAGGUAUCGAUCAAAGUAGAAACCGUUAAAAAGGAACAUAUCAAGAUCGAAAUCGAGAAUGAAGAAAUAGUCUCAUCUCCCAAUAUAUUUCCCAAGGCAGAACCUACUGCCCUGAGCAUCAAAGCACCCGAGAACUGGGUUAAGAUAUAUAAUGAGAUUGUAGAUAUGCGAAGUAAAUUCAUGGCUCCAGUAGAUACACAAGGAUGUGAACGAAUGCCAAAUACAAUUGAUCCAGGUAUUAAAACCCGUGAUCCUAAGAUAUAUCGAUUUCAAUUAUUAAUAUCAUUGAUGUUAUCCUCUCAGACUAAAGAUGAAGUUAAUUUUGAUGCCAUGACCAAAUUACAUCAAGGUAUGCAAAAGCGAGGGUUUACUAAUGGAUUAUGUAUAGAUGCUGUACUAUCGUUAUCGGAAAAGGAAAUUGAUGAAUAUAUAAACAAAGUUGGGUUUCAUAAUCGGAAAUCUCAAUAUAUAAAAAACGCAUGCGAGAUUCUAAAACAGAAGCAUAAUGGUGACAUACCUAAAACCAUCGAAGAAAUCGUGGAAUUACCAGGAGUAGGACCAAAAAUGGGAUAUUUGUUAUUACAAUGUGGAUGGGGGAUUAAUGGUGGUAUUGGAGUAGAUGUACAUUUACAUAGAUUAGCCCUAAUGUGGCAUUGGGUAUCAGCGAAAGCCAAUACUCCCGAAAAGGCAAGAAUUGAAUUAGAACUGUGGUUACCUGAACAAUAUUGGACACCAGUUAAUCCAUUAAUUGUGGGGUUCGGACAAGUAGUCUGUGUCCCUCGAGCUUCAAACUGUGAUGUAUGUACGUUGGGAACGAAAGGGCUCUGUAAAGCUGCCAAUAAGAAACUUGUUAAAGGUCCAAUAACCGAAGCUAGACUACUUAAAUUGAGAAAGCAAAGAGCUGAUCUUACAAAGUUAAUUAACGAUGUUAUAUAG